AUGCCGGUGGACAUUGUUGCAGCUCCAACCCCUCCGCCUUCAGUAGUCCCUACUUCUGUGACGCCAAGCCCAUCUACAUCUGAGCGCCGUGAUCUGUACCAGCAUAAACGCCCACAGAGACAUGAUGAGCACUUCACUUCCAGUGAUGAGGAAAAAGUGGAAACGGUUGACAGGGACCAGCAACUCCGUGUCAAGCAAGCCAAGCUCGCUGAUGAGGGUGGGCGGGGCAGAGGGCGCGGGAGAGGAAAGGGCAGAGGCAAAGGCAGAGGGGACCGCCCAAAGCAGGUUGAGGAGCAGGGGGAUGAUGGUUGGGGGAUGGGUGCUAGUUGGGAGGACUGGUACCAUUCGGAAUGGGACUGGGAUUAUGAGCAUGGCUGUUGGUGGUGGGAAGUUCGUGACAAGCCAAGGGGCUCCACAAAAGAGAAAAAGAAAGAAAAGCCACGAAAGGAGACAAAGGUUAAGGCGGGCAAGGAGGCCAAGGAGCCAGGAAAGGAGACAAAGGUUAAGGCGACAGGCAGCGAGGCCAAGGAGCUAGGAAAGGAGACAAAGGUCGAGGUGACAGGCAAGAAGGCCAAGGUUGAGAAGGCCAAGGUUGAGAAGGAUGAAACUGAGAAUGGUGCCAAUGGCAAGAAACGCAAGGCAGCAAACCAGGUUGAAGCAGAGCAGGAUGGUAGCAAAGCAACCAGAACACGCGAACGCACAAGCGCACCAGCAAGCAGCAGCAAAGAAGGCAAGAAAAAGAAAAGCAAAUCCCAGGGCAAGGAAAGCAUGUCAGUCCCCAUGUUGGAGCAAACGCCAAAAGACAGGGAAGGACAAAUCUUGAUGUUGAAAACCUUCGCAUUGAACUUCCAGCACAUCAAAGAAGACUCCCUCCCCGUUCGACAAGAACUUCGGGACCAGCUGCCUCCCCUCCAGACAUGCCAGCUGAACAUCUAUUGGGGUGAAGGAAGGGCAAGUUGCGGUUUGAAACAUGUGAAGCAGGGAAAAAACUUUGGCCUUUACAACUUCCUGAACCGCGACACGGAAUACAUCAACAAGAUGGCUGUUGCAAUCAAGGCUGCUCACAUGCUGGCUGUCUACUUGGACGAUUUGUUCGGAAGAGGUGUGGUGAAUGAGGAAGUUGACUUGGUGGGUCACAGGGGCUUGAAUCGGAUGAAGGAGAUGAUCAGAAUGGCUGGGCAAGCUGCUCUGGAUGAGUCCUUAAAUGGGAAGGCCAAGAUCAGCCAGCAACCGGUCCUCACGCCGGGUGACUUUGUUCUUUGCAUUCUACUACUCCUGUGGACUUUCGAGACCAUGGAGGAGUACGAGUGGCUGGAGUACUUCGCGGGGCUUGGCAAUCUAACGAAAUGUAUGAAAAGCGCCAUGUACAAGUCAGCUCGAUUUGAAUUGUUGGACAACCUUCACCCAGAGCAUUACAAGUCAAACUUCAUGGACUUGAACUCUGCAAGUGGUUUUGCGUUGGCAAUUCUCUGCAUGUUGCGGACUGUCGCUGCAGAUUUCUGUGCACACUUUGGGCUAAAAUGUUCAAGCUUUUGCCGUGUCAACGUUGGAACAUCAUAUCGAAGUGCUUGUACGGCCAUCAGAUUGCACUUUUACAAGUCAGUGGCAUCUUCCAACAAACUACUGGAGAGGACAUGCCUUUUGGUAUUGCUCUGCACAGCACUGGGGGGGUGUUGGACCUUGGAGCAGCCCAAUGGUUCAUAUCAGUCCUACUAUCCAGCUUGGAGAUAUAUUGCGGAAUCGAUCUUCAACACUGGGGGGCCAAUGGCGGUCCAAGAGGUGCGGUGGUGGAUGGCUUCGUACGGGGCUGACACCCCGAAACGCCAUGUGUGUUAUAGCAACAGUGUUCAAAUCAAGAAGUUAGACAAAGGCCGUCUUCAAGGGUGGAAACGACGAUCUGGCAAGAAAGUGAAGACUGUUGAACACUACAGGGAUUCAACGGGAAAGCGUCGCUGGAAGGGAACAAAGGCACUACGCGCCACAGAGCAGUAUCCGAUGAGGUUUGCCCGAGAAGUCCUGGACAUGGUCGAGUCCAUGAAGGCUUCCUGCAAAGGUCUUCCUGAGAUUCCAACUGAGUUACCACCAGCCAUCGUCACAUUUUCAGAACUUGAAUGGGAAACUUCGGAGGUUUGGAUGUUUUUAGAUCUCGCUUCAGUCUAUGAAUACCUGAGGGGCAACAAAAACCUCAAGAUCCCAAUUGAAUGGCGCCCUUUUGUGCCAAAGUCCUUGGGGAAAACUGUUUGA
Molecule: messenger RNA, 2244 nt
Organism: Cladocopium goreaui
Lineage: Eukaryota; Dinophyceae; Suessiales; Symbiodiniaceae
Source: the annotation of a GenBank genome assembly